Messenger RNA from Gaeumannomyces tritici R3-111a-1, 3421 nucleotides. RefSeq lists its product as hypothetical. The record is from RefSeq and is a predicted model, not a curated record. NCBI's taxonomy places the organism in Eukaryota, Fungi, Ascomycota, Sordariomycetes, Magnaporthales, Magnaporthaceae. The transcript has 6 exons. The coding region runs from base 202 to 2748 and encodes 848 amino acids.
CAUUGCCCGGCUGUCCACUCGAUGAUGCCGCGGAGGUGCCGUCGGCCUGCUGCCUCCUGCUGCUGAGGACGGGCGCCGCAAUUCUCGCCCAUAAAAGGUCGCAGCAGCCCCCAUUCGCUCCGUCCCUACUUCGUAGCGAUCGACAACCCUCCCGCCGUCUUGCCUCGUCCUGCUUCCAGAAAGCGAGGCUCUAGUCCUACAAUGGCGCUAAGGAAAAGCCCGCGAGAAUUCUUCGGCAAGGGGAGAGAGAGGGGCUCUGAACAAUGCAACGACAGGAUCAAUGAUUCUGCUGUCUUCAAGCAUGUCACACCCAAGGUGCUGAAAGAGUACGGACGCAUGAUCGGCCUCUGGAACCAGUACGCUGAAGACCAUGCUCGAGACGACCCGAGUCCUUACAAGGUUAAAUCCUUGAAGGACUUUAUCAAGGAGAUUGCAUUUGGCAUCGACGGCGCAGAAGGCGAUCCGAACCCUGGCCAAGGAACGGUCAUGCUAUACUGGAAGCAGUUCAUGGCCGGUUGGCGCCGUGAACAUGAGGCCAUCCCCGCUAAUAUCACACCGUCUGUGACAAAUUUCAUCAAGUCCGAGCUGCCCGAGAUACUACAAGAAAGCAAGAUCAGGCUGGUGAAGAGCAAACGACUUAGGAGGUUUGGCACGAAGAACCACUUCGUCCAUCUUGGGCAUCAGCUGUGGGGGAACGACUGGGUCGAAUACGAGAGGCCUGCAACAAGAGUCUACGACUGGGCCGACUUCAUGGCGAUUGUUUGUUCUUCUGCACGUAUCGGCGAAUACAUCGAGUCCACCUGUCGGGCAGGUUCGGGUCGUGGCAUGUACUACAAGGACGUGACGUUUGGCGUGUUUCGUAACGAGCAUGGUAAUGCGGAGUUCGCCAUCCAGCUCGUCCGAGAUGCCAAGGGCAUGACAGACAACCCUGAUAAAAGGCCCGAGCAUGCGCUGUAUGAGGGGUUGGGUCCGAUGCCUCUAAUCUGCAACGCGAUGCUCCCAAUGCUGGCUAUCCUUAUCGCAGCCAAAGCGUUCAGAGAUUACGACACUCUGAAAGACUUCCUUGACAUAAAACCACCAGAAGGCGAGAUGGUCCACCUGCGAUGGAAGGACAGCAUUCUUGACCAACCCUUUUUCAAAAGCAUGUCCGCGAGGAAGACCGCUGGCAAGAUGGAAUCGGCAAAAGCGCUCAGCAAACGGCUUCGGGCUUUGGGUUUCCGUGCCGGGUAUCCCCAUCCGCCUACCAUCCACGACUUUAGAGCGGAGGGUCUGUACUGGAUCGAUAAGCUUUAUUCAGAGGCCCAAAGGAUGAAGCACGCAGGCCACAUCGACCCUGCCACCUACAACAAACACUACCAACCCAACAACAGCGGCACAGACGGCCAGGCGAGCUACUUCGGCCAGGAAGUGCGCAGCAUCGUCAACGAUCUUUUUCGCGGCUUGACCGUGCCGCGCAAUCCCUUGCUUCCGCAGUCUCUGCCGGCAGAAAAGCAGGAAGCAUUGAAGGCCAGCCCCGAAUUCAUCGCAAUUGAGAAAAAGGCCGCAACUUUGUCAGGGCGACAGGAUCAGAAGUCGACUUCGCUCCGCAAAAAGCUCUAUGAAGAGAAGAGAAGGCUGGCCGACCGUGAGCUCCGACAAUGGCAAAAGACUCAGCCACACGGCACAGGCACGUCCGGGACCGCCACGUCCCCGCCAUGCUACCACCGGGGCAUUUUCAACCGUGUCAAGUUCCUAAUGCCCGAACGGGACCGCCUCGCGUCGAGCCUCUUCGAGACUGACACCUUGCGGAGCCCGACCGGUCUCCAAGCCCUCGGCGAUAUGAUCGCUUUAUGCGAGGCAGACGCAGAAGUCAAGUUUCGGCCGGGGCUGGAGCCCGAGAAGUGUCGAUGUGCCGACCCCAUGUUUCGCCGGAACCUGCCCCAGUCUGCCCCCGCCGCUGGCGCCAGACAACCCACUUACGACUGGAAACACAUCUACAGCUGCGUCAAGAAGACACGCAGUGGCUUUGUCGAGCUUUGCUUUCUGUGCAACAAGUGGGUGUUCGGCAAACUCGAAUGGAGCGACCACUGCCGCUCGCAUCUUGCUUGCCCGGACGAGCUCCCUGUGCAGUGCGACCCCCUUCUUUACGGUGGAGUGCUUGCCACCGCCGGCUACUGCUUGUUUUGCAUAGCGGACAAAUCGCUGGAGCCUGAGCUGCGCCUUCGUCAGUUUCUGGACAGAGGCCCAUGGAAAGACCAUGUUUUUGAUCAUUACGAACGAUACGUCCAAGCUGUUGACGACAAGAAGCCGGUUACCUGCCCUUAUCCUAGCAUUCGAUGCGGUGGCGCAUUCGACUCUGUGAAGCAUCUCAAAUUCCAUCUUCUGGACGCCCACUGCCGAGACUUUGUCAAGGAGUCAACGUCGCUGGAGCUAGAAGAGAACGAUGACGUGAAACCGGCACCGGCCAAGAGGCAGCGGAAGCGAAGCGCCGAGCUUGAUAGGGAAGCUAAGGUCGACACCUACCACUUCGUUGAUGAGACGGUCCAAACAGCAUGUCGACAUCGAGCGGCUGCUGCGUCUUUGCCGUCGCCUUUCGAAGGCCACGUGUCCCCGCCCGACAGUUGCCAGAUCCAGGGCUGGUCGGAGGACGGGGAUGCUGGAAGCGGCGAUGUUCUGCUUCGUUCGCCAUCGUCUCUAGACAAUGACGGAGUGGAGGAGUGCUCUGCCUUGAUUGUAAGUAAAUUCUGUGGGAAUUUUAAAAAGAUUUGACCCUAACGAGAAAUUCCCCAGGAUCCCGGGAUGCUUCUGGAGCAGAGUCCUCCAGGUUCGAUACUGUCGGCUCACGAUCCGGCAAGCGACGAUCCCUACUCCCUCCCGCCAGCGGAUGCGAUAGCCUCUGGCCUUGCCCCGUUCCCUUAUGUGAACCCAGCAGAGAUAUUCUGCCAAGAGAUGCAUGAUACGCCCCUACAAGUGUGCGGCAGUCCUGGCGGCGACGGCGGCAGCAACAGCGACCAAACCGGCCUUACCAACGAUAUGGUACAAAUCGCGUUGGAUGGUGAUUUCCUCGGAGCUAGCCACGACUGCAAGGAUGAUAACGUCGACCUCCCGCCGCCCAACUCCGGCGUCACGCCGCCUCCUACGCCGACUUCCCCACACGAUCCCCCGCUUGACGGUGGAAAAAAGAGGCGGAUCAAGCUGGUUAAACAUAAGAAAAGGACGUCUGAGGCGAGCGAUAGCACAGAGGAGCCACCUAAGAAAAGGAUUAAAAUAAUCCUUAGAAUUUAACUCUAGGUUUGGGUAGAUUGUAUUUUGAUGGAUGUCAAACGGGCAAGUUCGUGGGAGAUGGAACAAUCGGAUAGAAGCAGAACCCAAGGGAUGCAGCAAGUAGCGUUAAAGUUUGUCCGUUAAAUAAAUCUCUUCACUGCAAAAAGGUCAGAAGGGC